This is a messenger RNA of Pseudovirgaria hyperparasitica, 827 nucleotides long. RefSeq lists its product as uncharacterized. NCBI's taxonomy places the organism in Eukaryota, Fungi, Ascomycota, Dothideomycetes, Acrospermales, Acrospermaceae. The record is from RefSeq and is a predicted model, not a curated record. Bases 47 to 391 code for a protein of 114 amino acids. The transcript is spliced from 2 exons.
GUCGGAACUGAGAUUGACAAUAGGUCUAGUACGCGACGAGCAAAGUAUGCACGCUGAACGACUGAAUCUGUGGGAGGAUUUCAAUCAUUGCUGGCUCACAGCUCUUCAAAGACAAAAAGAAAUCACGGAGGAGAGUCUUGAAUCCGGCCAACGACCACGUCCAACUCAGACUUUGAUGGGGUAUGAUCAGCUGGAGAAUCUUGGUCGGGAGCUAGUGAGGCUUUGUGAUCUGAUGGAAAAGCCUGGCUUGGUAGACUAUCAGAUGGGCGUCUGGGAAGAAGAGAUAAUCUCAAUGCUCACGGCAUGUCUGGACUUGAUUGAGGACCAGCCGCGAGGCUCGACCGGCUCGACUGCUCGAGGCUCCAUUCCACCAACGUCACGACAAAGGUGACAUUAGAAAGUGGCCACUUCACACAUGUCUAGAUAGAUGGCUCAUGGGAACGCGACAACAAUGACGCAUACUGAUUGCAUAAUACAUAUCUUGAUGGGACAUAUCGCAUUGACCAUUUCUGAACGGAAACACAUCGACUGGCAAUUCGGCUUGAUCAGACCCGGCUGGGUUUGGUCUCAGUCUCCCAGAAUCACAAUAUAUUCCACACUCCGCUGCGCGUAAGAACUUUCUUUUGUUCCUUCUUCGGGUUCUAAGGCGCACUGUACGGUUAUAUUGACGGGAGAUAUCUGCAUGUGGAUAAUGCACCGGCAAACGUUUAUCACUUUUUCGACAUGGCUCUCGGGAUCUCAAAUGGAAGAUUUUGCUUUCUUCGAAUUCAUAGACGUGGGGGCUCGAUGUAUCAUGAGAGCUCCACACUUUCCCCUCCUAGUCAGAU